CGUCGGUCCUGACUGCGGGUGCGGAUGCAGUUUCUGCAAAACCAGAAGCUGAAUGAAUGCUUUGAGCCUUUGAUAUUUUGCUGUCUCUAGUGCCUGUUGGUGGACUGUCCUGGCAACUAGAGUCUACAGGGAUUGGAUUCCUGCUGCUGAUACACACUGCAAGCUGUAGAACCCUUGAAUAAGAUGACCACCAUCUCUCCAGAUCCUCAGACUCUGGUCUCAAGUGAACCAAAUAAGGUCCUAGGGAUGGAAACUCCUGGGGAUCAAGAAGCUAUCCCGAGAGGAGACAGUGCUGACCCAGAGACUUUCAGACAGAGAUUCAGGUGGUUCUGUUACUCAGAAGUGGCUGGACCCAGAAAAGCCCUAAAUCAGCUCUGGGAUCUCUGCAUGCAGUGGCUGAGACCAGACAUCCACACGAAAGAACAGAUUCUAGAGCUUUUGGUGUUUGAGCAGUUCCUGACCAUUUUGCCUGGGGAGAUGAGGAUUUGGGUAAAGUCUCAACAUCCUGAGAAUAGUGAGGAGGUGGUGACCCUAAUAGAGGAUUUGACCCAAAUGCUUGAAGAGAAGGAAGAUCCAGUCUCUCAAGAGUCUGUUAUUUCCCAAGAGGAGAACCCUGAAGAAAAUAAAAUGGUUUCUGUCCUUCCGAGAACUGAGUCCCGGGAAUCUGUGACAUUCAAGGAUGUGGCAGUGAACUUUUCCAGAGGAGAGUGGAGGAGGCUGGAGCCUUUUCAGAAGGAGCUCUAUAAGGAAGUGCUCCUGGAGAACUUGAAGAACCUAGAGUUUCUGGGCUUUCCAGUUUCCAAAUUAGAUUUGAUUUCCCAGUUUAAGUGGGUUGAACUGCCGUGGCUGCUGGAAAAAGAAGUUUCAAAAGGCUCCAGAUCAGAGUGUGAACCUACAGGUGAAUCGAAGGAAUCCUUUCGAAAUCAAGAUGUUCUUCUGGAUGAAUCAACUUUAGAUAAAAUAAUAGAAAGAUGCCUAAUGAGUGGUAAUUAUGGCUCAAUGGGAGAGUCCCGGAAGCGUGGUAGUAAGGAAUAUUCACAACUCGCAGUCCCACAAAAGAAAUCUCAUGGGAGAGGCAGUAAGGGUGAGGAAUUUGACCCAGAAAAGAGCCCCUUUGGAAGUAAUUUCAGGCAAACCUCGGACAUAAUUAAACAUCUGAGAGUCUACUUAAGGAAGAAAUCUCGGAGGUAUAAUGAAGGCAAGAAGCCCUUUAGUUUUCACUCAGACCUUAUUCUGAACCGCAAAGAACACACUGGAGAAAAGCCACGGAAAUGUAAUGAAGGCAGGAAAGUCUUAGGUCACUCUUCAUCCCUCACCGAACAUCAGAAACAUCAGAAAGUACAUUUUGCGGGGAAGGCCCGGAAGUGCACUAACUGUGGGAUAGCCUUUACACACAGCUCAUCCUUUAAGAAAAAAAAGUCCUCUAUGUGUGAAAAAUGUUGGAAAAUUUUAAAUCGAGAAACAACCUCAGAUAAAGAUGAGGGAGCUGAGAUGGGAGAGAAAACCCAUAAAUGCAGUAAAUGCGGAAAAGCCUUCGGCUAUAGUGCCUCACUGACCAAACACCGGAGAAUUCACACAGGGGAGAAACCCUACAUGUGCAAUGAGUGUGGAAAAGCUUUCAGUGACAGUUCAUCCCUCACGCCGCAUCACAGAACUCAUAGUGGAGAGAAACCCUACAAAUGUGAUGACUGUGGAAAAGCUUUCACCCUGAGUGCCCACCUCAUCAAACACCAGAGAGUUCAUACUGGAGAAAAACCCUAUAAAUGUAAAGAAUGUGGGAGACCCUUCAGUGACAGUUCAUCUCUUAUCCAACAUCAGCGAAUUCAUACUGGAGAAAAACCCUACACGUGUAACAACUGUGGGAAAUCCUUCAGUCACAGCUCGUCCCUUUCCAAACACCAGAGGAUUCAUACUGGAGAGAAACCCUAUAAAUGUGGGGAGUGUGGAAAAGCCUUCAGACAGAAUUCUUGCCUUACUCGACAUCAGAGGAUCCACACUGGAGAAAAACCCUACUUGUGUAACGACUGCGGGAUGACCUUUAGCCAUUUUACAUCUGUCAUUUAUCACCAGAGACUUCAUUCAGGAGAAAAGCCCUACAAGUGUAACCAGUGUGAGAAAGCCUUCCCUACCCACUCACUCCUCAGUCGGCAUCAGAGAAUUCAUACUGGCGUAAAACCUUACAAAUGUAAAGAAUGCGGGAAAUCCUUCAGUCAGAGUUCAUCGCUUAAUGAGCACCACCGUAUUCACACCGGAGAGAAGCCCUAUGAAUGUAGCUACUGUGGAGCAAGCUUCAGCCGGAGCUCGAUCCUUGUAGAACACCUCAAAAUCCACACUGGGAGGAGAGAGUAUGAAUGUAAUGAAUGUGAAAAGACAUUUAAGAGUAACUCAGGCCUCAUCAGACAUCGGGGAUUUCAUUCUGGAGAGUAAUUCUUGAAAUACAGGAAGGUGGGGGGGGGGAUGGGGGUGGAAUCUCAUCAAAUGGUCCCUUAUUAAAACCCUGGGGUGGAAACUACCACAGCGUCAAUUAGUAGCUACAACUUUGAUGGGUUGGCAGCUGGCGAAAAACACUUUCUGCAAUUCACCACUCUUCAGCAAAUCAUAAUUAAGGUUGGUAAAGUCAUGUGGAAAAUGAAGAAAGCAGGAUGAUAUGUGCAAUGAUUCUGAAAGGCCAAAUGCAAAUUUAAAAAGCAAGAGGAGGCUCACGGGACCCACCCAAGAACCUCUACUUCCGGAGAAGCGGCCUUCUUCAUAUAAUCCUUGCUUCUAGCAAGAACUGGGCUUGAGCCAUAACCUGGGUUCUGGGUUCUGUACCCAUUCUGCCAGCCAACUCACUAUAUAACCUUGGGCACAUCAUUUGACGUUUCUAAAUUUUAGUUUCUUUGCUGGUGGAAUGAAGGGGGUGGGGCUCACGACUUCUAAGUUUACCUCUGAUACCCUCUGAAGCUGUGGGAAUAAGCUAAACACGUUUGGUUCAUUGGAAGUUUCAAGUUUCUCUAGUAGGAAAGUACUCAUUUAAGAUUCUGGACUUCUAGCUUAGUGAGAAUGCAGUAUACUCUGAAUGCCUGAUGCUGGAAUCCCAGAAUAUCAACAGGAAGGAGUCGGAGGAGCUCACACGGGUGUGUCUUCAGGGAAUGUUCCCACUGGACAAAGUUCUCCAACCUGUUUUUCCCUCUGGGCUGUGACUGAGGGGAUUAGGAAUCUAGAGGACACAUUGGAGCCAUCUCAGCCAUGAGGGUACCAGUCCUGGGAAAGUAGG
Messenger RNA from Nyctereutes procyonoides (raccoon dog), 3256 nucleotides. It is a transcript of the gene ZNF483, whose product is annotated as zinc finger protein 483. Bases 184 to 2427 code for a protein of 747 amino acids. The transcript is spliced from 6 exons. Gene Ontology annotation, biological process: regulation of DNA-templated transcription. The record is from RefSeq and is a predicted model, not a curated record. Lineage: Eukaryota; Metazoa; Chordata; Mammalia; Carnivora; Canidae.